Messenger RNA from Strongylocentrotus purpuratus (purple sea urchin), 1164 nucleotides. RefSeq lists its product as uncharacterized. The record is from RefSeq and is a predicted model, not a curated record. The transcript has 3 exons. Bases 321 to 830 code for a protein of 169 amino acids. Gene Ontology annotation, cellular component: intracellular membrane-bounded organelle. NCBI's taxonomy places the organism in Eukaryota, Metazoa, Echinodermata, Echinoidea, Camarodonta, Strongylocentrotidae.
UCCAUACCGUAAUCGUGCAACUGUGUUUGCUCAUGUUUCGUGCUCUCAAUUUCCUAGAUUUCUUUCAUUUUGUGUGAGUUUUCUAUGAAAUACGAAGGCCAUUAAUUGCUUAAACUGUGUAAAUUAAGAUUGGACUAUGAUAGCAAUGGGAAACUGACAGCUGUUGGAGAAAACGAGUGACUCGGAAACACAUCGCUUUAAUUCGGUCCCACAUAUUGCCGUUUGUGCUGCAAAAGUCGAUUACAUUUACAUCAGUAGAUGUCUAGAACUUAGAAGAAGAAGAAAUUGUAUAGAAUUGACCACUUAUUCUAGUGUAAAUCAUGGUACGGAUACUAGCGAGCGGAGAGAUUGUUCAAGACGAGGAUCCAAGAGCACAAGCGUCAGGAAACCGACAAUCAGGGUCAGGAUCGUCUAGACAAAUGGGAAGGAUUCAGCAUGACAACGACGCGGGCCAGCAAGGAGGUUAUGGUGGAGCUUACGGAGGAGAAGGAGCUGGCGGAGGGGCUCAUGGAGGUGGAGCAGGAGGAGGAGAAGGGAUCUCCAUCUUUCAAGUCCUGAAUCAGAAAUUGCUCGACCUCGGCAUUCCUCGAUGGUCGUUUGGGACGACGGUGAUUGAACCCAUCGUGACAGUUGGCUUUCUAGCUGCCUUGCUUCUUCUCGGAGUGAAGGGACUCUUUCUGGGAGCCGUGCUCUUUGCUGCUGUCAAAUUCAGUGGAGGAAUGGAUGGUGGUAUGGGGGACAAUACCAGCAGGAAUACCGGUGGUGGUGGGGGUAGGGGUGGAGGGAGGGGUGGGGUAGGGGUUUUGGUAGGACAACAGGUGGAAGAUUGAUUGGUAGAAGGAGGUGAUAAGAGGAACCACACCCUAAAACUGAAUUGAAGUUAAUCCUCCCAGCAGGGCUCGACACUUACAGCCGCCCGAGACACAUGGGGCCCAAGAUCUAAAUUUGGACCCCCAAAUUCUGAAAUUUUUACAUAGGGCUCAUGCAUACAGACCCUAAAAAGUUCAAUCAAGACCACCAUCCAAAAAGUCAGUGCGGAGCCCUGCCCUCAGUGCCAUAAGUGGUUUGAACUGCCUAAAGUUUAUCAUUAUAUAGUCAAACCUGCUUUAGUGACCACCUGUCUACAACAAUCCCAAUUUUUGUUUCCCUAGAAAAUGGUUUCUC